AUGAGAUCAGCAUUAGAUGAAGUUGAAGAAAGACUAAAAAAUGAAUGCCCCGCAAAAAACGCCAAUUUUCUGUCGAAGAUAACAUUUAUGUAUUCUCUUAAAUUGUUUAAUGUUGGAAGAAAAAGAGACCUAACCGAAGAAGAUUUGACCAAGCCCCUAGAUGAACAUAAAUCCGACAUAUUAGGAAAAAAAAUAGCGAUUUUAUGGUCCAAAGAAUAUGAAAAGGCCUUGUCGCAGAAGAGAACUCCAAGUAUGUCAAAAGUUAUCGUUAAAGCUUUCUACGGAGAUAUUAUAUACUAUGGGAUCAUUUUACUUGUUUUGGAAAUUUUUGUUAGACUCCUACAACCAAUUUUCAUUGGACUCUUCAUAAGAUACUUCAAUGCAGAGAACAGAAACAACACUGAACCAUAUCGCUCUCCAAUGUAUUUUGUUAGAGUGUUCAAAUUCUUCUCGCCAAACCAGGGCCCAAUACAAAAAAGCGAAGCUUAUUUUUUUGCGACGGGGAUAAUGCUUUGUAGUUGCAUAGUUGUCAUGGUUAUGCAUCCAUAUUUGUUGGCGGUUCAACAUGUCGGAAUGAAAAUAAGAGUGGCUUGUUGCUCUCUCAUAUAUAGAAAGGCUUUAAGAAUUCAACUGACGGCUUUGGGAGGUCGGACUGUUGGAAACGCUGUGAAUUUGAUGUCGAAUGAUGUUGUUAGAUUUGAUAUGGCACCCAUGUUCGUUCACUACCUCUGGAUUGCACCACUGCAGCUUUUUGUUAUACUUUACUUUAUGUAUAAGAUAGUCGAUAUAUCGUCAGUGAUCGGGCUUCUAGCAAUUUUUGUGUUCAUACCACUACAAGUGGUCCUGGGCAUAAGAACAUCCGUUUUGAGAAAGCAUGCUGGUGCUAGGACUGACGAAAGAGUAAGACAGAUGAACGAAAUCAUAAAAUCUAUGCAAGUGAUAAAGAUGUACGCUUGGGAAAACGCUUUUGCCAAACUGAUAGCGAAUUUGAGGAAGAGUGAACUGAGUGUACUUACUCACACUUCCUUCAUCAGAGGCACGAUUAUGUCAUUCAUAAUGUUUACCACGAGAUUGGGGAUUUUUUUAACUGUUAUGUCAUAUGUACUCAAUGGAAGCCAAAUAACAGCUGAGAAAGUAUUUGUCAUAACCUCAUACUAUCAGGUUUUAAGGCAAACCAUGACUGUCUAUUUUCCACAAGGUAUCGCCACGGUGGCAGAGUCACUGGUGUCCAUACGCCGCAUUCAGAAAUUUAUGCUCACCGAAGAAACAUCCAUCGGAGAUCCAACUCCUCUUGAUCCUCUAUGGCAGAACAAACCAAAAAAAGGGGGAUUGAGACGUACUUCUUCGAACACAGAAGUAAAUCUACCAUUCAUAGAACUUUCACACGGAAUGGCUAAAUACGGUGAAGAUGUGUGUUUGGAGGAUAUCAACUUGGAGGCUUGGCCAGGUAAGUUAACGGCUGUGGUCGGACCUGUAGGUGCUGGAAAAUCUUGCCUCCUAAACCUGAUAACUGGAGAACUGCCGCUGUUCAGUGGAAGACUCCGUACGAACGGGGUUAUAUCUUACGCAUCUCAAGAACCAUGGCUAUUCGCAGGUUCCGUGAGACAGAACAUCCUUUUCGGCAGGGAAUUCGAACUGCUCCGCUACAGGGAUGUGAUCAAAGCUUGUGCUCUGACUAGAGAUUUCUCCUUGUUUCCUUUCGGUGAUAGAACAAUAGUUGGCGAAAGAGGCAUAUCACUCAGUGGCGGACAAAGAGCAAGGAUCAACUUGGCCCGAUGCGUUUACAAAAGAGCGGAUAUAUAUCUUCUGGAUGAUCCUCUGUCGGCGGUGGAUAUAAAUGUUGGUCAACAACUUUUCGAAGGAUGUAUCAAAAAGUAUCUUGAAGACAAAAUUGUUAUUCUGAUCACCCACCAGCUUCAAUAUCUCAAGAGAGCUGAUCGUAUCAUCAUACUUAGUGACGGAAUGAUUCACGGCCAAGGAACAUACAAAGAAUUGUUGGGCACCUCGGAUUUCAGCGAUUUGCUCAGAGAAGCUUCAACUGCUAUGCCAACAGAGGAAAAAGAAGUCGAGAAAGUACUGAGGGCCAUAUCUAUAACGAGCACCGCUUUCAAUAGCAUGAUCGAUAUCGAAGGCAGAAAGAAAACUCCUUUCAUAAUCCCAGAAAUGAGGACGGUAGGUUCGGUGGACUUCCUGAAUUACAAGGAAUAUUUCAGGGCUGGAGCAAACUGUUGCGGUAUCUUCAUAAUGAUUUUUCUUUUUCUUUUUGCACAACUCUUAGCCAGUGGCGGCGACUAUUUUUUGUCACGAUGGGUUGACUUAGAGGAGCUCCGAUUCCAUUUUGGCAGUGCAUCAUCAUCGGGAUUUUUUGACUCUCUCUCGAGGCAAUACUGCAUUCAUAUCUACACAGCAUUCAUAGUCUGCACCAUCAUCGUAGCCUUAACAAGAUCUUUGGUAUUCUUCAGUAUUUGCAUGAGAUCUUCCAUGAGAUUGCAUAACAGAAUGUUUAUCAGUAUUAUACACGCAUCUAUGAGAUUUUUCAACGUUAAUUCUUCUGGAAGAAUACUAAACCGAUUCUCCAAAGAUUUGGGAGCUGUGGACGAGCUUUUGCCAAAUGCUUUCAUCGAUACAGUACAACUUAUGUUGAACUUAGUGGGAGCGAUAAUUGUUGUUUCCUUCGUAGAACCUUACCUACUCGUACCAACCUGUGGAAUGGUUCUUAUUUUCUACCUUUUGCGAAGGCUUUACCUCAGUACCAGUCGAAAUGUUAAACGUUUGGAAGGAAUCACAAGAAGUCCGGUUUUUGCUCACCUAAAUGCGACUCUCCAAGGUAUAACCACAAUCCGUACCAAUGGUGCCGAAAAAGUAUUGGUAGACGAAUUUGAUAAGCUGCAGGACAUCCAUAGUAGCGCUUGGUUCAUGUUCUUGUAUACAUCCAGAGCUUUCGGUCUUUGGUUGGAUCUGGUGUGUACUCUGUUUAUUGGAAUUGUUACGUUCAGCUUCGUCAUCUUAGCGGACGAUUAUUCUGGUAGCAGCGUAGGUGUGGCAAUAACUCAAUGCAUAGGUCUGAGCGGUCUCGUGCAGUGGGGCAUGAGGCAGUCUGCUGAACUCGAAAACCAAAUGACCUCAGUUGAAAGAGUAUUGGAAUUCACGAAAAUAGAACACGAAUCCGAUCUGGAAUCACGUCCUGACAAGAAACCUCCAAUCUCGUGGCCGAAACAAGGGAAAAUCGAAUUCAUUGAUACCACGAUGAGGUAUGCUCCGUUUGAACCACCGGUUUUGAAACAUUUACAUUUCGUUAUAAAUCCCAGAGAAAAAAUUGGGAUUGUUGGUAGAACCGGAGCUGGAAAAUCAUCAUUGAUAUCGGCGUUGUUCAGACUUGCAUAUUAUGAUGGUUUGAUUCUCAUAGACCACUUAGAUAUCAGUGUCAUCGGAUUGCAUGAUCUCAGAAGAAAGGUUUCCAUUAUUCCUCAGGAAAUUGCCUACUUUUUCUCCUAG
Leptinotarsa decemlineata (Colorado potato beetle) is the source of this 3495-nucleotide messenger RNA. Its product is annotated as probable multidrug resistance-associated protein lethal(2)03659. Gene Ontology annotation, cellular component: membrane. Gene Ontology annotation, biological process: transmembrane transport. The record is from RefSeq and is a predicted model, not a curated record. Lineage: Eukaryota; Metazoa; Arthropoda; Insecta; Coleoptera; Chrysomelidae. Gene Ontology annotation, molecular function: ABC-type transporter activity; ATP binding; ATP hydrolysis activity.